AUGAAUUCUUGCACAAGGAAAAACGAAGAUGUACUGGCAGAAGUUCUUGAUCUGUUCUUGUUGCCAGAUUACAAUGUUGUCUCAACUACUUACUUGGAUCAUUUACUACAUCACAUCGCAGAGAACACAAAAGAUUGUGCUACAGUAGAUUAUGAAUAUUGCGAGGUUUUUCAGAAGUGGAUAACAAAGGCUUUAGCAAUAUGGGAAUCUGGACAGAAGGCUUCACAGCCUAUAAUCACAUUCACAUUAAAGCUCGUAGGGAUUAUCUCCCGACAUGAGUUGCGUUAUCACUACUGGCAAUGCCAAGAUGUGUACAACAGACUUUGCAUAAUUCUAGAUUUAAACAGAGAGGAUUUACCUGCAUCCAUAAAAAUGGCAUAUACAAUAAUGUUGUCAGAUUUAAUUCUUCAUCGAAGUGGCAGGCAAUGGGUGGUACAAUCUGGUGCAUGGAAGAAUAUUAUAAAUUGUGUUCACUGGAAUCAUACAAUGUAUGUUACAAGAGAAAGCCAGAAAUUUCUGUGGACAUUACUGUUAUAUGAAAAUAAAAACAUUGAGACCUGUAAAGAGAUCAUUUUAGCUAUUGCUGCACCACUUAUGAUGAAUUCUUUGGAUACACAAAUGCAUGAGACAUUGGAAGAGACAUAUUUUGAACAGAACAAGUUAUUAUGCUCCACAUUGGACUUGUUGACGAAUAUUUUGGAACACACAUUGUUUGUAAAUCUGGACAACAGUAUUCCCGAGUUGCUCGAGGAACUUAUUGACCUCGACAAGAGAGUGAAAGCACUGUUUGAAGCUUGCAUCAGUACCAGGUUCCUCCAUCAUGUACACAAACUGUUAUUAUUGUCAUUGUUUCUGAAACUGAGACAAGGUGUCAAGGAAAAUACUGAAAUCGUCAAUGUUGACAUAUGGCAAAAGUUCCGCAAUGGUUUAUGCUAUAGUUCUAUGAUGCUGCUGUCAAAAAAGCAUAUUGUAGAUCUCGUCAAAACUUACAAAUUAGCUAUGGUGUAUUGGAAGAAACUGUGCGCUUUACAGCAAUUCUCCCCACCAGAGCUAUAUAAAUUUGAACAUCAAGCUAUAGCAUUAAUGAUAUUGCCGCUGUGUGUAUGUAUAAAAAAGAAUCAUAUAAAUCAUGACUUCUUGGAUAUGUUUCUCAAUAAAAUCUUCGACGUAACAUGCACUACUGUGCAGAGACUAGCUUACCACAUAAGAGACAUCAUACGGAAAGACGAUCUUCCCAUGGAACAAAUUUGUAAAGUGUCUAUUGAUCUGCUUCUUGAAAUAUUGGAUAUAAUGGAUAGAGAUGUAGUGGUAAUCACUUUUCAAGCCCUAUGUCAUGUUUUGAAGAGUUACGUACCAGAUGUGUCAUGUUUUGAAGAGUUAGGUACUCGUGAGGAGACAAAACAUUCUACGUCGUCCGAAGUGCACAGUACUUCGGAACAUUCACGGAAGCUUAUAUAUAAAUCGAUCUUGCAAGGUGAUCCUAUAGUCGACAAUCCUGUACUGCUGGCAUCAUUGUUAGAUGGCUUGGCCGUCAUGACGGAAAAAUUCAAGUUGAAAUGGCAGGAAUGCGUGGAAACAAUAUGUAUAUUCUCUCUCGCGGAAGAGAUCUUGAAACAUCCCGGGAUACUACCGAUGAUCUGCGUGAAGGCAUUGAAGCUAUGCAAACUCGCUAUUCACAACUUUAUGCCGCCUAAUUUGGCCUUGCUGGUGGACUCUGACAGCCAUAUGAAUGACAUGGGACCUACACUCUUCAAGAGGCUACAUGACCCUAACUGGGAAGUGAGAGAUAGUGUUCUCGAGGUUCUGAACACAAUCGCAACAAUUUCCGAAGACAAGUACCCGGCGUAUCAAGGCUUUUUGGUAGUUAACCGAUUUCCGGAAGUGACGAUCGAGAUGGCCAAAACGGAUGCUGAAAGUUACGUACGAGCGUCAGCGUUAACGUUUAUCGCAACCACCGUGCGUAUCGGCAAGCUGUGGGAACAGCAACUGUCGCGAAUGAAUUUAACUGAAAUGGCGAUUUAUUUACUCGAGAACGAAAGCGAAGCGAUAGUCAGGAGAGAGGCUGUAAAUCUAAUAAAAGAAUUAUACGUUCAUCAGAAAUGGCCAAGGGAAGUUAUCGAUUCGAUGUUACAAGCUAUGUCUAUGGCAGCCGUAUUCGAUUUGCACUGGGAGGUGAAAACCAACGCGUUAACUUUCUGGGAUCACUUCGUCAAAUCGCAUUUAACAGAUCAAGGGAUGCUCGACGAUUCUUUCCCGAAUGUGACGUUCUCAAAAGAACACAGGAAGAUCGUAUCGUUGAACGAGGCGGAAAUCAAGCGGAGGUUGAAUAAAGCGCUGGAUGAACUGGCAAAGCAACAGUGUUUAGGUGUGCUUUUAGUCAGUCUGAAAGAUGACAGCGACUUCGAGGUGUGCAAAGUGUCCGCAUCGAUCAUUGGCAAGUUGAAAUCAUGCUUGCUCAAGUACAAGCUGGAUGAACCGUCGCCAGCUGAACCGCUUCCGGAAAACAGUGCGAUAUACGACACCAUCUACGUCAAGGUGGCACCAUCGAUGUCCUCGCCUGUCAGUGAAAAAACGCAGAACGCCUCGCACAUCAUCAACGAGAUCGUCGACGCAAACGAUGCUAAUCUAUUGGCGAUGAUUUACAAGAGUUCUUUGAACAUGGACGGUGAAGCGAGGAAAGAAGAGAAGGAAGAGGAAGAGGAGAAAAAAAAGAGGAUGCUUCGUCAUAUCCCAUCCGUGACGCGCGAGGUCUUCCUCCGUACGAUCUUCAAUUCCGACAUCGAGGCUUAUAUCGAGGGAAGGAAUCGUUGGCUGAAAACAUAUACCAAUAGCUUCGAGUCAACUCUUGAUGAUAUCUUAACGAUGUACAAGAAGAAAGACAUUAACUCGAUGGACUGCUACUAAAAACUAGCGACUAGGAAGUUCCUUCCACAUGUGUGCCUUAAACGACUUCGCAUCCUGCUUGACUCAUUAUUUGCAUUCCUUUUUAUCGAUUUAUCCUUACUUUUUAUCGAGGGAUCUUCGAACGUCCAGACGUUGAUAACAUAUAUAGUCACAAAUAUACAUUUUAGUACUUAUUAAACUUAUAUCUAGUAUAAGUAUCAAAGUUGAAUACGGAGAGUAUAUUUCUUGAGCAUAAUCAAAUGUUUGUAAAUUUAGCAUUAAAUAUAUACAUGUACAUAAUAACGAGUAC
Molecule: messenger RNA, 3193 nt
Organism: Harpegnathos saltator (Jerdon's jumping ant)
Lineage: Eukaryota; Metazoa; Arthropoda; Insecta; Hymenoptera; Formicidae
Exons: 10
Coding region: 1-2904 (967 amino acids)
Biological process (GO): cell population proliferation; positive regulation of protein phosphorylation; DNA damage response
Cellular component (GO): nucleus
Molecular function (GO): protein binding
Source: RefSeq, a predicted model, not a curated record